AUGCGAAAGUUUAAAAGAAAAGUAUACCGCGAAUAUGAAAACUUCGUACGACCCAAAACCCAUGUGGAACCGGAACCGCCAAAGCCCAUUAAUUUAUCAAUCGAGGACUUUAAUGCGCGCGGAGAAAUCGCCAAUCCACGUGCUCCCUGUGUCGUAACCACCAUUGAUCCCGAUUACAUAAAAGAUGCCAGUCUGCAGCGCUUGGCCAGGAAAUUUCGGAUGAAAACGGACAUUCUACUCUUGCGAGAGAUUACUCGCAACCGCUUUAUGUACUACGCCACGCAGGAAUUGUUUUUAGAUCGGAAACGUGAGAAGGAGUACCAAGACAACCUGUACGAGAAGGCCGAGGAUUUUCACAAGUUUGCCGAGGACUCGCUGAAGAAAAUGGAGGCGCAUGAGUUCAAGAAAAUGCUCGAGGCCCAGGAAAAGCUAAAAAAACUGAAGGAGAGCAAAUUGGCCGAGGAGCUCAACGAGGUGAAGCUGGAGCACCAGCGCGUGCUGAUGGAAGUGCAGGAAGUCUACGGUCGAUUUCAGUAUCUGCUCAAGCUGAUCAGUUACUUUGACGACACGGUGGAGGAGGAGCAGACCGAAGGAGAUGAUGACAGCAAUAGACUCAUCAUGCCGCAGGAAAUUGUUGCCAUGGAGAUCACCGAACGGCAUCCAGCUGGUCUGGAGCAAGUGCGUCAAGUUCAGAGUUACAUGGAGAACAUAGUGCGACCCUAUUUGGCCAAACGGAAUCACCUCAAUGCGGACAUCUGGAUUCGGGGCUACGAAAGGAAUCGCUUGAAGGUUUCCAACUACAACAGGCGUUUCACUCAGCUGGCUCUAUUAAAUCACAUUGUAAGCAUCCUGCAUGACAAGUCUGAAAAGACAUACGAGCGCCAGGUGAAGGCCAAUGUGUUUCUCAAAGAUCCAGAGUUCCUGCAGCGACGUGUGGCGGGUCUACAGGAGCGUGCGAAGGGUUUACUGAAUGACUACGAACAAAAAUACUGCAAGGACAAGUUGAACAUCAAACUGAACAGCAUUAUCCCAGUAAUACUCAAGCAAAUCCAGAACAAAGUGCAGCCAGAGCAAAAAAGAGAAGUGGCGGAGGCGCCUCCUAAACCAGCAGCAACCCAGAAGUCAUCCAAGCAAUGGCGGACUUUAGAAGACAUGCAGCCUCCGCCGCCGCCACCAAAGUCCACAUACGAAGACGAGCAGGACACGACACUGGCCAAGGUGGAGAAGAUUCAAGCCCAUGUUCUGGAACUCCUGGCCAAACUGGACCACAUAGAACCAAAUAAGCUGCGUAGCGUGGAGCAGCAGGUCCGCCGUCGCAUGGCUGCCGAGAAGGAGAUGUCUCGUCGUGCGUUGGUCAAACAGAACCGACUGCACAACUGGAUGGCUCACUUCAAGAAGCACCAUCAUCUGCAAGUGGAGCAGCGAUGGAAGAACAAGGUCUAA
Molecule: messenger RNA, 1443 nt
Organism: Drosophila takahashii
Lineage: Eukaryota; Metazoa; Arthropoda; Insecta; Diptera; Drosophilidae
Source: RefSeq, a predicted model, not a curated record